AAACCAUAGGCUCUGUUCAAAUAAUAGAUGAAGUUAACAUGUACACAUGGUUCCGUUUGAAGAUCAAGACGUUCAACUAUGAGCCCCGCGGCGAAAUUGCUACGCUCGCUGAGGUAAUUCUAAGCUUCUACCUGCACUAUGAUACCUCCCCAGAUAAUAAUUUUUACUAGAUACGGGGUAUGUUACUCCAAAGAUACGGAGUAUACGUACACACACAAAGAUUCCUGUAAUCUACUCCGUUUGGCACAAACUUUUAUCCUCGAUGCCUGCCCUUGUGUCAUCCAGCGGCUGCAGGAGGAGCUGAAGAAAAAUCCAGGCUCUCGCCCAUUCCAAGAGAUAAUAUACUGCAAUCUUGGCAACCCCCAGGCUCUCGGCCAGCGACCCAUAACUUUCUUUCGCGAGGUUCUUUCUUUGUGUGACAAUCCAACCCUCCUGCACAGAGACGAGGCUCGUAUGUUAUUCAGUCCAUGCGCCAUAAAACGAGCGCGGAAGAUUAUCGAGGCAAUGCCAGGCAGAGACUCCGGUCCAUAUACUCCUAGUCAGGGAAUCAGAAGUUUGCGUCAAUCAGUUGCCGACGGCAUUGCUGGGAGAGAUGGUUAUCCAUCAAGGCCGGAACAUAUUUUUCUGACAGAUGGAGCGAGUUCAGCGGUAAUACUCUCUACACUCCAGAGCUCCAUCACAUAUUCACAUUACAUUAAUUUGACUAUGCAGAUGCUCAUUAGAUCCGAGGAAGAUGGAAUUUUAUGCCCUUUACCUGAAUAUCCAUUAUACUCGGCUUCCAUUAUACUUCAUGGUGGAACGAUGGUACCAUACAACCUUAGUGAGGCUCGUGAUUGGGGGCUUGAGAUUUUCGAAGUGAAGAGGUCUUUGGAGGAGGCUCGUAUAUGCGGUUUGACUGUUCGAGCCAUGGUGGUCAUAAAUCCUGGAAAUCCUACUGGACAAGUACUCCCUAUCACUAACCAGGAGGAGAUAGUGGAAUUUUGUCGGAAAGAAGGUUUAGUUUUACUUGCCGACGAGGUAUACCAAGAAAACGUCUAUGUGGAGGAUAAGAAGUUCAAUUCUUUUAAGAAAGUUGCCAGGUCACUUGGCUACAGCGAGAAUGACAUCUCUAUAGUGUCAUAUCAUUCGGCUUCAAUGGGGUAUUAUGGAGAAUGUGGCAGAAGGGGAGGCUACAUGGAGAUAUGUGGUUUUGGAGAAGGUGUGAUUGGUGCGAUUUGCAGGGUGGCCUCUAUGACUCUUUGCCCCAAUAUAGGUGGCCAAAUUCUUACCAGCCUAGUUAUGGAUACACCUAAGGUAGGGGAUGAUUGUUUUGAGAGAUUUUUGGCCGAGAAGGAAAACAUUCACUUGUCUCUGGUCAAGCGUGCCAAGACCUUGGAGGAUGCGUUCUGCAGCUUGGAGGGCGUUACCUGCAACAAGAUAGAGGGCUCAAUCUACCUCUUCCCCAGGAUCCACCUACCUGCGGCAGCGAUCAAAGCUGCCAAGACCGAGGGUGUCUCCCCUGACAUUUUCUACGCCUGCCGCCUCCUCGACGAUGCCGGGAUCGUCGUCGUCCCUGGCUCCGGGUUCCACCAGAUCUCUGGACGCAACAGGGCCUCCGGGACAUGGCACAUCCGGUGCACGAUCCUCCCCGGCGAGGACAAGAUCAAGGACAUGAUCUCACGCCUCAAGGCCUUCCAUGAGGCCUUCAUGAACGAGUUCCGCGACCGAAGCUGAUGCAGAGAUCGCAGCUGCGCGGCGCACGGUCUGAACUUUGGCGGCAGUCUGCUCUUGCCUGUAAAUUAAGCCUGUAUUGUACGACUAGUAAAUAAAACUUGUGCAACA
Lolium perenne is the source of this 1821-nucleotide messenger RNA. The record is from RefSeq and is a predicted model, not a curated record. Lineage: Eukaryota; Viridiplantae; Streptophyta; Magnoliopsida; Poales; Poaceae.